UUUUUCCCUGAAGUACUGCAGAGCCACAACAGCACCGUAAAAAUCUCCUGUUACUGUAUCAGUUCUUUUUACACCCCAGUGGGAUACCAUCAAAUAUUUUCCUAUAGGAUACAAACCUAUAGAUACAAAUAUUAAUUCUUGCUAUGAGAGCAUAUUCCUAUAAUUUCCCAGCGUCGUUCUACUAAUAGAUCUGAGCAGACCCUCCUGUGCCCUGAGCCCUCCAGCAGAGCCCUCCGUAUUGCCCAGUAAUUUUUAGGUUGGCUCACCGCCCUUGGCAAAAUGGACAAUGCCCACAGGGAGAGGACGUCACUGGCCAAAGGUGCUAAGGACAUUGCUAAGGAGGCCAAGCGGCAUGCAGUGAAGAAGGUGACCCAGGUUGUGGACCGGGCCUCAGACGAGUACUCUCAGCGCUCCUAUAGCCGCUUCCAGGAUGAAGAGGAAGAAGAGGGUGACAAGUAUUACUAUUAUAGGCCGGAGGACGACCAUGGGGGUGAUGAAGAAGAGGGCUCCAGUGACGCCACUGAGGGCCACGAUGAGGAGGACGAGAUGUAUGAGGGGGAAUACCAGGGCAUCCCAGAGGGAUGUCAGGCUCAGGAGAAGCAGAUGGCCAUGGGGCAGCCGGUGUCGGACAGCGCGAAGGAGCGCAGCGAGCUGGAGUCGGAGCGCCGGGCCGACGAGGAGGAGCUGGCGCAGCAGUACGAGCUCAUCAUCCAGGAGUGUGGUCACGGCAGCUUCCAGUGGCAGCUCUUCUUCGUGCUGGGCAUAGCACUCAUGUCGGACGGCGUGGAGGUCUUUGUGGUCGGCUUCGUGCUGCCCAGCGCCGAGACAGACAUGUGUGUGCCCAACUCAGGGGCUGGCUGGCUGGGCAGCAUGGUGUACCUGGGCAUGAUGUUGGGGGCCUUCUUCUGGGGGGGCAUGUCGGACAAAGCGGGUCGCCGGCAGUGCCUCCUCAUUUGCCUGUCUAUCAAUGGCUUCUUCGCCUUUUUGUCCUCCUUCGUUCAGGGCUAUGGCCUUUUCCUCUUCUGCCGCCUGCUUGCAGGGUUUGGGAUCGGAGGGGCGGUUCCCAUAGUCUUCUCCUUCUUUGCGGAGGUGCUGGCGCGGGAGAAGCGGGGAGAGCAUCUGAGCUGGCUCUGCAUGUUCUGGAUGAUCGGGGGCAUCUACGCCUCCGCUAUGGCCUGGGCCAUUAUCCCGCACUACGGGUGGAGCUUCAGCAUGGGCUCGGCCUACCAGUUCCACAGCUGGAGGGUGUUCGUGGUCGUCUGCGCCCUGCCCUGCGUCUUUGCCGUCGUCGCCCUCACCUUCAUGCCGGAAAGCCCCAGGUUCUAUCUCGAGGUGGGGAAGCAUGAUGAGGCCUGGAUGAUCCUCAAGCAGAUCCAUGACACUAACAUGAGGGCACGUGGGCAGCCGGAAAAAGUUUUUACAGUGAACAGAAUCAAGAUCCCGAAGCAGAUUGAUGAGCUGGUGGAGAUGCAAUCUGAGACGGGGAACCCCAUCUCCAAGGUCCUGUUCAGGACUAAAGCCGAGUUGCAAGGGAUCUGGUUCACCUUUAUGAGGUGCUUCAACUACCCAGUGAAAGACAACACAAUAAAGCUUGCUAUUGUAUGGUUCACUCUGUCUUUUGGGUUCUAUGGCCUGUCUGUCUGGUUUCCAGAUGUCAUCAAGCACCUACAGGCAGAUGAGUAUGCAUCCAAAGUGAAGACCCACAACAAUGAGCGCAUAGAGGAUUUCACAUUCAACUUCACCCUGGAGAACCAGAUUCACACCAAUGGGAUGUUCAUCAAUGACAGAUUCAUCAGCAUGAAGUUCAAGUCGGUCACAUUCAUUGACUCCACCUUCCGAAACUGCUACUUUGAUGAUGUCACAUCUGUAGGGUCCUACUUCAAGAACUGCACUUUUAUCGAAGGCUUUUUCUACAACUCAGAUAUUGAUGACAGCAAGCUGAUUAACACAGAGGUGAUUAACAGCACCUUCCAUCACAACAAGACGGGCUGUCAGAUGACAUUUGACGAUGACUACAGUGCCUACUGGGUCUAUUUUGUCAACUUUCUGGGAACGUUAGCUGUUCUACCAGGAAAUAUAGUAUCUGCACUGCUCAUGGACAAAAUAGGCCGCCUGACCAUGUUAGGUGGCUCUAUGAUCCUGUCAGGAAUCAGUUGUUUCUUCCUCUGGUUCGGGACCAGUGAGUCCAUGAUGAUUGGCAUGUUAUGCCUCUACAAUGGUCUAAGCAUCUCUGCCUGGAACUCAUUGGAUGUGGUCACUGUGGAGCUUUACCCUACAGAUAGGAGGGGGACUGGAUUUGGAUUCUGUAAUGCGCUGUGUAAGCUUGCAGCAGUGCUUGGGAACCUGAUUUUCGGGUCACUCGUGGGCAUCACCAAAGCCAUCCCCAUCCUGCUGGCCUCCUCCGUGCUGGUCUGCGGGGGCUUGGUGGGGCUGCGGCUGCCAGACACCAGACCCAACGUCCUCAUGUAACCUGCUACCGGCUGUGAAGACGGGCCCUCUCUCUGCAGCGGAGAUGGCAUGGAGCGGCAGAAUGACCUGAAGCAUGGCAGUAUCCGUGUCACUAAAUACCUGCUUAUUUAUUUCCUCUUUAUUGAUGUUUUCAUUUUGUUGCCACACAGCCAGUGCAGCACUUAGCAAUCAGUGCGUCAUAGUGUGGUUCCGACGAAUCCAUGGCUAUUCCAUACUGAUAACAUGCUUUCCCUCUUCUUCAAAUGUGCUAGUGACUGCAUUGGCUACUCAGCAGCUGGGACAGCAGCGGUGCCUGAAAAGAACUUGAAAACAGACCAUACUGAGCUUCCCGUGCAUUGUCAUAGAAGCUGCUGCUGUUUAUCCACAUAAGCUAUGAUAAUUUAUUCUGAUCGAAAGCAGCUCGCUUUCCUUUUCUGAAUCUGACAAAAUAUCAGAAUUGCAUUUGCUGCAAAAUAGGCCUGUAGGUAGAAAUAAAUUUUGUAGGGGGAUCCGCCAACACUCCAUUUCUUUAACUACCUGGCUAGGUGCCUGAAUGCUGGGGGGGGGGGAUUCAAAUCCGUUAUUUUACUACUUGGCUAUUGCCUGGCUGCAACAGCAGACCAGCUCGGUUGAAUGAAGAAGACUGUGAUAUAGCUUAUCACAGCUAUGUGAGUGUGAACUGGUUCCAUGUUACAUUAUUGAUGUGUGCUAGCAUUUUGAGCAUUUUACAUUAAGCAAUAGGAAGAUAGGUAUUUUAAGCCAUUAAAACCAGUUUACAUUAAAAACAUAUUAUAUUUCAAGUAUUAUUAAUGUGUAGAUGCAUAGUGAAAUGUUGGGUUACAUAUUUCUGUGUUGUAACAAGAUUUCCUGUUUUUGUUGGCUUUCAUUUAACAAUUUUGGAAUAACAAUACAUUUUCUUUUCUUGUUUCUCUUCCUGAUGAAUUGAUGCUGUACACAAAGGACCUUAGUUUUGUCCAGUGGCACAUGCUGUGAAAGGUGGGGUCCUGUCAUGUCAGUCUCCACUGCUGCAACAUUUUACAACAUGUUUGUAAACAUCUAUCUCCUUCAGUAAAAUGUCUUUCUCCUCGGAUUUUGACAGUGUUCAUAAAACUAUGUGUCUGGACAGACACGUGUCUCGUUAAAAGACAAGGAAGCUGACCUAAAUUAGUAGGUAAGCAGGUAACACUUCACUUGAGGGGGCACAAAUGAUGUAGUAGUACUCUGUUAAUUAACAUAUGCAGUAAUCAGAAAGUGUUAGUUAUGUACUGAUCCCAUGUUCGGUUAAGCAAUAACAUACAAGAGGGAGUGCGGUUGUACUCCAAUAUAUCAUGGCUGUGAUUCAGUCGUAAGCCAAAGAUAAUCACAGCCAUGAUAUAUUGGAGUACAACCACACGACUUUGAGUAUACUAUUACUUUUAUACAACAGUUCAUCGAGUCUCGUUUCUAAGAUAACAGUUAUAAGACAUAACAGAUAAUACUUUGCUUGAUUAUUUAUUUAAACAUUUACGGGCCACCACAAAUAAGAAACAAAUUGUUCCCACCAGCCAACUGUUGAUUGCUGCCAAGCAACAUGAACAUUCCAUCACAACACAGCUCACUUGCCGCCCAACUACUUUGCACAAUUGAAAUAAAUAAGUAAUUGUUUUUAGAUACACCUGAAAACCGGAGUGAUACAGCUGAUAUGAAAUGUCCGAGUGCAGUUGUACUGUGACCUCUUGUCUAAUCAGAUUUCUUGGUCGGAACUAACUGUGGUAUAAUCAUCAUUAAUCAGUCAUAACAGUGUCAGCAUUUGUGUAUUUCAUUUUUUUAUUAAAUAGAAGCUCGCAAUAAGGGUUACUGUCAGACAUAAUUUCCUUAUACGCUUUAAAGCAAUGUUUCCCAACCCAGUUCUUUGGGGACCUCGGACAGUCCAUGUUUUUGCUCCCUCCCAGCUCCCAGCCAAUCAGGAACACCGAAUACCUGGCACAGGUGCGCUGGGAGCUGAGAGGAAGCAAAAACGUGGACUGGCCGGUGUUCCCCCAAGGACUGGGUUGGGAAACACUGCUUUAAAGAACAUUGAUGAAACCCUCUUGCAAUAUUACAGCACUAGAACAAUGCACAGCUGUCUAACUAGCUGUUUACAGACAGAAGUUCAGGGGUACUGUUCCUUCACUAUGCUGCAUCUUAAAAGUAGCAUCCCGAACCACAAGACUACAUACUGCCUCUUAGAUUACAGGCUCUUUGCAAAUAAUACCUCAUCUAUAAAAAUUGUAGUUCACCACAUAAGGUACCUUUUGCUACAGAUAUAAAACUACAUGGAGCAUGAGUCAUGUGUUUUCUUUAAUAACGGAUUGCUUGAAUAAACACAUUUAAAUAAUUUUAACAUAUUUCAAUAUAAUAAGACUUGUAUGCAAUGACCAAAAAGCUGUUGUAUUUUGACCCAAGUAACAUCAAAUAUUUGUUUGCUGUUGUAGUGCUGCAAGCAAUGUUGGUUUACACAGCUACAGCAGACCCACUUUUGUUUCACAAAAAGCUCAAAUCCCAUCUCAGACGUGACUGUACUGUACUCCUAGUUUACAUAGGAACGAAGCCUGCAAGACAGUGUGUGUCAUACAAAAAAAUACCACGCCAUCAAUAAUUUCAAUUGGGGGCUGCUUUAUUCAAGGGUUUCAUUUAUUGAUUUGUACUCUCAUUUAUUUAUAAGCUAUGGGUAACUCGUGGAACUGCAGACCUCACAGGGCUCCAUCAGUCUUCAUCUGUACUUACACUGAAAUAACUGAAGGCAUUCUCCCCAGAUUCUUAAGCCGUGCAUGCGUUUACAGUACCUGUUUUAGUUGGUGUUCUGUGUACGUGUUUCCUUGCUCUUUCGAACAGCGGAAAAAAAAUGUUAAUUUGAUAAAAUGUGAAUGUUUCAUUCCUGUUAGCUUCUCUGUCUUGGUUCUCUGUUGAAAAGAAUGUGUGUUUGUGAGAGAGCAUGCCAGCCAAGGGAUGGACAUGAUGUACAGAACAGUUCUAUAAAGUAUUAGAAGUGGGUAUAAAAUUAUUUGCCAAAAAACUCUUCGUGGUAUUAUUUCA
Paramormyrops kingsleyae is the source of this 5502-nucleotide messenger RNA. RefSeq names its product synaptic vesicle glycoprotein 2Ca (gene sv2ca). Gene Ontology annotation, molecular function: transmembrane transporter activity. Lineage: Eukaryota; Metazoa; Chordata; Actinopteri; Osteoglossiformes; Mormyridae. Gene Ontology annotation, cellular component: synaptic vesicle membrane. Gene Ontology annotation, biological process: chemical synaptic transmission; transmembrane transport. The record is from RefSeq and is a predicted model, not a curated record.